Molecule: messenger RNA, 3001 nt
Organism: Acanthochromis polyacanthus (spiny chromis)
Lineage: Eukaryota; Metazoa; Chordata; Actinopteri; Pomacentridae
Product: tripartite motif-containing protein 16-like
Exons: 1
Coding region: 105-1760 (551 amino acids)
Molecular function (GO): zinc ion binding; protein binding
Source: RefSeq, a predicted model, not a curated record
GAUGCUGUGCCGUGUAAGUCAUACCAGAGAGUGAAUGUGAAGAGUAACAGAUCAGGUUUUCUGGAAGUGAAGCUAUCUGACAUUCAGCGUCUCUGAGAGGUGAAAUGGCACAGCAAGGAAUUCAGAUGGACCAGGAGAAACUCAGCUGUUCGAUCUGUUUGAAUCUACUGAAGGAUCCGGUGACUAUUCCCUGUGGACACAGCUACUGUAUGGACUGUAUUAAAGACUGCUGGGAUGGAGAGGAUCAGAACCAUAUCUACAGCUGUCCUCAGUGCAGACAGAUGUUCAGAUCGAGGCCUGAUCUGAAGAAAAGCACCGUUUUAGCAGAUUUAGUGGAGGAAGUGAAGAAGACCAGACUUGAAUCUGUUCCAGCUGAUCUCUGCUAUGCCGGACCUGGAGAUGUGUCCUGUGAUUUCUGCACUGGGAGGAAACUGAAAGCUGUCAAGUCCUGUCUGCAGUGUCUGGUCUCUUACUGUGACCAACACCUCCAGCCUCACUAUCAUGUUGCUGCAUUAAAGAAUCACAAGCUGGUGGACCCAUCCAAGAAGCUUCAGGAGAACAUCUGCUCUGGUCACAAUGAGGUGAUGAAGAUUUUCUGCCGCACUGAUCAGCAGUGUAUCUGUUAUCUGUGCUCCUUGGAUGAACAUAAAGGUCACGACAUAGUUUCAGCUGCAGGAGAAUGGAAGGACAAGCAACGAGUUGUUGGACUGAAUCAAGAGAAGAUCCAGCAGAGAAUCCAGGACAGAGAGAAAGAUGUGAGGAUGCUUCAGCAGGAGGUUGAGGUCAUCAAUCAGUCUGCUGACAAAGCUGUAGCCAACAGUGAGGAGACCUUCAAAGAUCUCAUCCGUCUGAUUGAGAAAAGAAACUCUGAUGUGAAGCAGCAGAUCAGAUCCAAGCAGACAGAUGAGGUGAGAAAAGUCAGAGAUCUUGAGGAGAAGUUGAAGCAGGAGCUUGUUGAGUUGAGAAGGAUCAGCUCUGAGCUGGAGCAGCUCUCACAAACAGAAGACCACAUCCAGUUUCUACAUGAUUAUCCCCUAAUGUCAAAUCUCUCUGAUUCUAAAGAGUCUCCCAGCAUCAGAACUGAUCCUGAACUAUGCUUUGAAGUUGUAACAGCAGCUGUGUCGGAGGCCAGAGAAAAACUACAGGACAUUCUUAGUGAGAAGUGGAUCUUAAAGAUGCAAGAAAGUCCACAAGGAGUACCCAAAACAAGAGAUGAGUUCCUGAAAUAUUCACGUCGCUUCACACUGGAAAAAAACAGAGCAAACGGAUUGAUUUCAUUGUCUCUUUUCAGCAGAAAGGCAAGAGUGGAGGAAACUUCAUCUUUCAGCAUGAUGAAGUUGAUGUUAGAGCUAGACAAUCAACAGCCAGGUGACAUCGACGAUCAUCAAGUCCAGAGUGCAGAGAGUUUGACUGGACGGUGUUACUGGGAGGUGGACUGGUCUGGGAACGCGGUUUCAGUCGCAGUCUCAUACACAAGCAGAAAUAUGUUGUUCAAAAGUGGAUUUGGGACCAAUGCCACAUCCUGGGCCUUGUACUGUGUGAACAAUCGCUUUGAGUUCAGACACAACAGCAUCAUAACUCCCAUCUCAGGUCCUCGGUCCUCCAGAAUCGGAGUCUAUCUGGAUCACAGUGCAGGUAUUCUGUCCUUCUACAGAGUCUCUGACACCAUGACUUUGAUCCACAGAGUCCAGACCACAUUCACUCAGCCUCUCUAUGCUGGGUUUUUGGUUGGUUAUGGAUGUACAGUUCAGGUCCUGUAGGCAGGAAUUAACAGCUGAUGAUGUUUUCUACGGAAAAAGUUUUAUUUGUCUCUGUUGUUUUUACUAUUGUGAUGUUUCUGCAACACUUUGUACAAUGGAAUAAUCAUUUAGAUCUUGCAAAAUCACCAAUGUGGGGAAGAUUAUUUGCAUAUUUUGGUCUUACAUGGUCCUAAAAAGUUUUCUAGACAGAAUAAUCAAUGUAAAUUUACUAUCUUGUGCUUCUUUUAGCAUAAAAUGUCACCAUAGGAAUGUGUGUUUUGGAGAAAAGUACAAAGCAGACGUGAAAAAACCCCAACCUGCACCGACUCAGUUAUGACACAUUAUAGUUUAAAUCAAAUCAAAUAAUGCACAUGUGGUUAAAAUUUCAUUAAAGUACAAUUUGGACUAAUCAGAAGUAAAUUUGUAAACUGUAAAUUUGAAAUAAUUUCCGGACCAUGACAAGUUGUUUUGAUCAUAAAGUAAAAUACUGGAUUGUUCAUUGUUCUUUUGUCAUUUUGUAAUAUUUUGUCUUGUUUUUGUCUUUUUUGUUAGUCAUUUUAGUCAUUUUGUUUCUUGUUUGUUAUUUUUUGUCUCAUGUUUUUGUUAUUCUGUACAUCGUUUUUGUCAUUUUGUUUUUAUUUUUGUCUCGGUUGUGUUUUUUGUCUAUUUUUUUGUCAUUUUGUUCCUUUUUUUGUCAUUUUUUGUCCUGUUCUUGUCCAUUUUUUGUCGUUUUAUAACUUUUCUGUGUGAUUUUUGUCUCUUUUUUGUUUUAUUUCAUGUCGUUUGUCUAAUUUUUUUGUCAUUUUGUGUCUCAUUUUUGUAAUACUUUGCCUUUUUUUGCACCUUUUGUGUAUAAUUUCCUCAUUUCAGGGCUUGUUUGGGUUCACCGGUGAGACAUCUCAGGUGUGUUUAAUUACUUUAAUUGUCACUUCAAGAGUGUAGAGUUACAUGUAAGACACUAUAAGAUGCGAUGGGAUUAUUUUCAUGUACAAAAUGUUAAAUGAGAGGAACUUUGAGGAUCUAAAUGAAAAUACCGUUGUCAAAAACAUGAUGUAACAGACAUAAACUGAAAUGAGUGGGUUGAACAGAUAGAAAUGAAUGUUCUUGUACAUCAUUUCAUGCAUAGUUACAGAUGUGUUUCCUUCUGUUUAUUUACCACAUAUUUGUGUUUAUAUCCAUCCUGAUGGAGGUUUAUAAAUGUCUGUGCCGUCUGAUGAAUAAAGCAUUUCUGUUUGCAGCCUCUAGGCGUCGCUCUAUGAUCA